This is a messenger RNA of Oryzias melastigma (Indian medaka), 1197 nucleotides long. RefSeq lists its product as uncharacterized. Bases 1 to 909 code for a protein of 302 amino acids. Gene Ontology annotation, biological process: response to bacterium. The transcript has 6 exons. NCBI's taxonomy places the organism in Eukaryota, Metazoa, Chordata, Actinopteri, Beloniformes, Adrianichthyidae. The record is from RefSeq and is a predicted model, not a curated record.
AUGCGGAGCGAUGGAGACCUGCUCUCCGUUUACAUUGGAGACAGCGUGACUUUGCCUUGUUCUUUCGCCUCCAGCAGCAAACAUCUAAGCUGGUACCAGCAGAGAGUCGGGAAGCAGCCUCAGAUCAUCUCCUCCAUCUAUAAACGUUCAAACUCCAACAGCUUCUACAAGCCGUUUAACAACAGACGCUUUUCAGUUCAUACAGGAGGAGAGCUCUACAGUCUGAGCAUCUCUGAUGUCCAGAACUCAGACUCUGCCAUGUAUUACUGUGGACACACCAGCAUCACCAUCACAGAGUUUGACAGAGGAACCUUUCUGAUGAUGAACGUCUGGUUGUCAGAUUCCAGUUGCAGGUCGUUGAUCCAGGAGCCAGACUGGGACUCGACGCUGAACUGCACGCUGCUAACUGGAACCAGUGAAGAGGAAGGCAGAGUUUAUUGGUUCCUGCAGGAGUCUGGAGGCUUCAGCUGGGGAAGCGUGGACAUGCAGUCAGGCAGCAGCAGUGAGAGCGGCUCUGCACAUCACAGCUGCGACUUCACUUCACCACAGAGGAGCGCGUCUGAUGGCGGGACGUCCCUCUGCGCCGUGGCUGCAUGUGGACACAUCCUGAGGCUGCAUGCUGGAGAGAAACAGAGCGCCCCUCCCUCUGUGCUGAUGCUCUGUGCGGCUGCAGCUCUGACCGUGUCCGCCAUUUUCAACAUCCUCUUUAUCUGUGUUUUCUGCAUGAAGUGCAGAAGAAAACAUCCUGAAGGGUCACAGCAUCAGUCAGAGGUCACCGCUGACAGUCAGAAUCAGGAUUCUCCCGCUGUUCAGUACGUCGCUCUGGACUUCAAACUGAGACGACAGACGAGCCGCAUACGGAGGAGCACCGAGGAGAGCGUGUACUCUGCAGUCAGAGGAUCACACUGAGGAUCACCAUCACCUCUUUUUCAGUUUUUUUCACCUUUGUAUGUUUUCUGUUUCGAAAGACAUUUAAACAUGUCUAACCUUUUAAUUUGUAGCUUUAAAAAUCAAAAAAAUCCAAGAGAGUAAAAAAAUUCCAUUCUAAAUAAAAACUAUGUGUUUUAUUUGUUUUUCCACAAAAAGAUUCAGUGACUCUUACUGACAAAAGAUACAAAUUAAAAACCUCACAGUUGCACAACUCUAAAGCAUCACACACGUUGGAGAGGCUGAAAAAGUUCAUUCAUUUUCCUGACC